Podarcis muralis (Common wall lizard) is the source of this 4440-nucleotide messenger RNA. RefSeq names its product AGBL carboxypeptidase 1 (gene AGBL1). Gene Ontology annotation, molecular function: metallocarboxypeptidase activity; zinc ion binding. Gene Ontology annotation, biological process: C-terminal protein deglutamylation; protein side chain deglutamylation; proteolysis. NCBI's taxonomy places the organism in Eukaryota, Metazoa, Chordata, Lepidosauria, Squamata, Lacertidae. The record is from RefSeq and is a predicted model, not a curated record.
CAGCAGUUGAAGCUCUGGCAGCUUUGUUGAAAUCAAAGUCGAAUAGCCGCCGAGCCGUGAACAGAGGCUAUAUUCAUAAACUGCUCCGGCUGUACCAGGACUGGCAUCACCACGAUACUUCCAACAGUUAUGUCCACAUCCGGAGGGGUCUCCUGCUUUGCCUCAAGCACAUCACCAAUGUUCGGUCUGGCAGAGAAGCGUUCCUCCUCGCACGUGGCAUGGAGACUCUCUUUCAAACAACCCAGGACUACUUGGGCAGCAAGAGUCUGGAUCCAAUAGUCAAUACGGUGAUUCAGAUCCUGAGGAAAACCUACCCUAAGACGCCACUUCCUUCAGCUACUCUCAGCAGCUCCUAUUCCUUUCCCAUCCCUGGGGCAACUGGACCUUCACAUCCAAAGUCUGAAGAUGACUGUGAUUAUGAUGUUGAAGAAGAAAUCGAGAAGGACAUAGAGAAUGAGGAUGUGGAGAAUAAGGAGGAAGAUGAUGACUUAGAGACAGAUGUUGAAAAGCUCAUGUCAAAACCAGAUCUUGACCGGCCUGAAUCAGAACUCAAACAAUAUGAGGCCAUGUGUCCAGAACUUUGCUGCAACUUUCUGGAGUUGGAAUCAGAGUCUGAAGAUGAGCUAAACUCUGAGGAUGUUCCUGGGAUCCUGACGGGCUCCUGCCUCCACGUCAUUCCAAACGCUGCUCCCCCAAAGCACCAGCUCGAAUGCAGAGAAAAGGACCAAAUCACUGAAGAUGGAAAACUGCCCCAAAGGGCUUCUGGAGUUCCAGUACAGAGCUGGGUGAAAAAAGAGAAUCCGUCUCAAGAACUUGAGAAAGAGGCUUGUGAUGAGUCCAAGCCUUUGGAGGGUUUCUUCAGAGAUGGCGACAGCCCAGACAAAGGCUGUGCAACCACUCUGCACACUCUUCCCAAGGACAUAUUGAGGAACAGAACAACUUCUCAGCCUCAGCAUAUGAACUCCUGCAGGCCCAGUUGCCAAAAGAGAGUGGAGGCUUCUGAGGUUGUGAGAAAGCUUUUGGAGAGACAUCCGGGGAAUAUCCCUUUUCACAACCCCCGCUUCUACAUGGCAAGGGCUGGCUCCACACAGUCCAUUCCAGACUACAGAGUGUUGGCAUUCCCAGAUUUCUGGGGUCACCAACCAUGUCCUUAUAGCCAGUCUGUUCAGCAGAGGAGAUAUGGCAUCCAAAAGGCCAAAAUAUUUGAUGACAUCCGUCGUGUCAUCCAGCCAGCUGAUAUACUCAAUCGAGUUGUCUUUGACUUGGAUAGCUCCAGCUCCUUGAGCUCGGAUGCUCCAGAAUGCCUGAAGUUCUUCUCCAAAUUUGAAUCUGGAAACCUACGCAAGGCUAUCCAAAUACGAGAGUUUGAGUAUGACUUGAUCCUCAACCCUGAUGUCAACAGCUGCCAGCAUCACCAGUGGUUCUACUUUGAGGUCAGUGCCAUGAAGUCAGCUACACCCUAUCGCUUCAACAUCAUCAACUGUGAGAAGCCUAACAGCCAGUUUAAUUUUGGCAUGCAACCGGUCAUGUAUUCAGUGAAGGAAGCUCUCCAGGGCAGACCUCACUGGAUUCGGGUGGGCUAUGAUAUCUGUUAUUACAAAAACCACUACCAAAAUUGCACAGUGGCUACAGCUUCAGGAAAAACCCAUGGGAAAUCCUGCUACACACUUACUUUCAGCAUUGUUUUCCCUCAUAAGGAAGAUGUCUGCUACCUGGCAUACCAUUAUCCCUACACCUACUCUGCUAUGAUGUCUCAUCUUGACAUCCUGGAGCAAGCCAGGAAUGCAAAGAAAGUCUUCUUCAGGAGGCAGACUCUGUGCCACACUCUGGGAGGAAACCCCUGUCCCCUGUUGACAAUCACAGCCAUGCCUGAGUCAGAAAGCAGCGAUGACCUGGAGCAGUUCCGUGACCGUCCUUAUGUGGUGCUCAUGGCAAGGGUCCACCCGGGUGAGAGCAAUGCCAGCUGGGUAAUGAAGGGGACACUUGAGUUCCUGCUCAGCAGUGACCCCAUUGCAGAUCUCCUGAGGCAAUGCUUCAUCUUCAAGGUCAUCCCCAUGCUGAAUCCAGAUGGAGUCAUCAAUGGCAACCAACGAUGCUCCUUAAGUGCGGAUGACUUGAAUAGGCGAUGGCUGAAUCCCAGUCCAGCAUGCCAGCCCACCAUUUACCACACAAAGGGCCUCCUUUACUAUCUCAGUACUCAAGGCCGAACUCCAGUGGUGUUUUGCGACUACCACGGCCAUUCCCAGAAGAAGAAUGCAUUUCUAUACGGAUGCAGUAUAAAGGAGACCUUGUGGCAGGCGGGACGUACUGUUGAUACGACUGUUGUCACCGAGGAUGUUGGAUACCGGACCCUGCCAAAGAUCUUGGACAAAGUAGCUCCUGUAUUUCUCAUGAGCAGCUGCAGCUUCCUGGUAGAGAAGUCACGUGACUCGACAGCCCGCGUGGUGGUUUGGCGGGAAAUAGGAGUGCAGAGGAGCUACACCAUGGAAAGCACUUACUGUGGAUGCAGCCAUGGCCUCUACAAGGGUCUACAAAUAGGGACUUGGGAACUGGAGGAGAUGGGAGCCAAGUUUUGCCUUGGGCUCCUCAUCCUGCAGCUGAAAUCCCUGCCUUGCAGCAAGAAGGUGAUGGCACAAGCAACAGCUCUGCUGGACGUGGAAGAGGAAAUCACAGACCUCCGAGCCCAAAGAAGCAGCAGCAGCAACGGCAACCUGGAGACGGACGAUGAACUUCCCUUUGGGGAUGAAGUGGAUUAUAACACAGACAGCUGCUCUGACCAGGAAGGAGACUUUUCAGAGCUGGACAAAGAGAUCUAGGAGUAUCGCUCCAGGGCUGAAGGAGUCAAAGAAGAAUCAGAAGCCAAUAGAGGAAAGAUGUAUGACACUGACACACACACACACGUCACAUGGAGGACUUUCUACAUCUUGAGUCAGCCCAAGCAGCCAGCUUCUCCCAUUGCUGUCAAUAAUGCUUGGGGUCUUCAGCUGACUGGAGAGCAGGCCCAAGCCAUCAAUCCUCAAGCAAUGAGCAGGCAGCUCACAGCUUGCAUCUGCUUCUUAUGUGGUGACAGUUCCAAUCCCAGAUGUCUUGCCCUGUUUGCACUUCCAAAAUAGAUCUCUCUGUUCUUCUUCUUUUUGCUAUUGAAACUAUUAUCUAGAUUCCAUAGAAAGAGGGAGAGAUUCCUUGUAUUGUACUGAUAUAUCUCUAUAGCAAUGUGUGAGCACCAGUUAGCCAAAAGUGGAGGAUGCAUGACGGAUGGUGCUUUUCUUUUGCAGUGUUUUCUGCUCAGUAGUUUGUUUUUCUGUCUUCUCUCUCACACACAUACAAUUUUAUUGACUGAGUUGGUGGAGGAACUCUUCUUGAGCAUAAGGGUGAAGAUUUUCAACUGACCCACUUCCUUUUCUUAUCCCUGUGCAUAAAGGCAACAGUAUCAGACCCAGUUCCAAUUCCACUGGGAGUCUAGCAAGGUGGACCAGAGCUAAGUAUAAGGGAGCUACAUGUCCUACCUUUACAGAGCAGAGUCCCCUUUUGGAAGGAGUCCUCUUCUUGAAGGGCUGCCUAGUCCACAUUUGUCUUAAACAUAAAUAACCCUGAUAAGGGAGAGCAACAGGGGCCUUGAAGUUGCCCAUCAACAUUUAGGAGCAUCCGGAAAGCAGACUAAGCAGGCAGUUCACCUGUCCAUCCUUUCCCCCACUAUGGUGAGAUACAUUUCUGUUUAAGUUAGCUUUGGCAUUUAUUUCUCAGGCUAGGGUGAUCAUAAGUCCAUCUAAACAGAGAGCAGUCCUCUCUUUUAAACGCUUUCAGGGGCUAGCCCUCCACUGGAAGAUGUUGACUGUUUGAAGGACUGACUCAUCUAAGUUCAGUUUAAAUAUCAAGACUGGAGAUCAGGAAGAGCAUUAAAAUUGCCGUCAACGUUGAGACUGAUCAGGCAGGUACAUGGACCACCUGGAGUCACAAUCUUCCCCACUAGGACGAAAUGUAUGUUUUUGCUCUAUUUAAAUUAUAGCAGUUAUUUAUAGAUUUGCAGCUAUAUGUAUAAAAGAGUGUUUGCAAUUCAGUUGUCCAUUUCAUCCUCUUUUUUGACGAUAUAUGUAAGAGGUGCUGUGAGGUCAGGCAAAGGGCCAGCAGAGCUGGAAGCUGGAACUAAGCUGCGGUAUUUAUCAUUACUUGUUUAUUCAUCAUUACUCAUUUGCUUUGGCACUCCCCCACUCCCCCGGGGCUCCAGAACAUGCCAAAUUUGGUGAUGAUUUCUCAAGAGGUGCCUGAGCACACAAAAAGCAGACAGACAACCUUCCCAAAAUUCCUAGGAAAUGCCAUUUGAGGAGCGAACCACCUGGUGACGUCCUUAUCUCCUGCAUGUGCCAGCUCCUCCUGGUUCCAUCAGUCCUUGUUCUGAACCUCCACCAUUUGAGAGCCUUCCUCCUACUAGGAAGGCACUAA